Molecule: messenger RNA, 1328 nt
Organism: Hypoxylon trugodes
Lineage: Eukaryota; Fungi; Ascomycota; Sordariomycetes; Xylariales; Hypoxylaceae
Exons: 1
Coding region: 225-905 (226 amino acids)
Source: RefSeq, a predicted model, not a curated record
UUCUAAGCAAAAUAACAGAGUUUAUAGCCUCUUCCGUCUUCUAGCUGUUGACUUUCUAACCGACGAGAAUACUUUCGCAAGCUUCGGUCUCCAAUAGUUGCGCGAUAGUGGAUGCAUCUCCAACGACUGCUGGGAGGAUAUGCAAUCCCGUAAGACGAAAUGAAAUCUAGAUUUCUUAGAAUUCUGGGAGGAUUCAUCACAUAGCGAGUUAGAGGUAGGAGUUGAUGAACCUUUGGAAAAAAGUACUACAAAUUGAGACUGCCGGCUCAUUAAGUCCACAUAAAUUUGUGCUGUCGAAAGUGGAAGGAUUGCUGUUGUUGCUCAAACAGGAAUGGCAGGAAUUACUCCCGAAGAUAGAGAAUGUUAAUGAAGGUGAUAGACAGGCUUCGGGCUGGGAGCAGACACAGAGAUAUUGCCCCGUCGCAAGGAAUUUUCGUAGGCGCGUUCAGGUCUACUUUCGAAAACAACGCAUCACAUUGCAACGUGCAGCGCGGCUCGGGCGACGCGACAGGGAAUUGUUCCGUGUCGUAUCGUCAAUACUUGCCGGCGGCGCCGAGGAGCAUUGGAAAACUGGAAUCCAAACCAUUGGGAAGAUUAUCCGUCGCACGCCCAAUUAUAAUAUAGAAGAGAUCAUAAGCUGCCUUAUGGUAGCAGACUCUAUGCGACGCUUAGGAGAAGAAAAGAAAAACAAGGAAACUAAGCUGUCAUUCGUGUCGGCAACGCAGUACGUUUCCUGCCAAUUCCUCCGUCACAGAUGCUCUAUAUACGCCUGGUUCUUUAACGAUUUCGGGGUCUGGAGGCGGCUUAUCCCUGCAGAGACGGCGCCCUUGUUCGACAGGACUUCCCAUUUAAUCUGGACCGACGAGAUCAACGACAUAGAAUAUAUAUCUCCUUGUAACUUUUAGGAAGAUGAUGAGAUUCUGUCUUAUCUUUACGAAUCCAUGUCGAGCCUAACCUCUGACACUGUCGAUCUCGCUAUGAUCGAAGGGUGCGAAUUUGGUGUACCAGAUAAUGCGUACACUUUUCGACAUAUCCAUCAACAAUUUGGCAGUGAACCGGUAUCUCAUGAACCCCUCGGGUAUCGCUGGACACAUUUGAAAUGCGAGGAAAGGCCUGAUCGUAUCAGGAAGCUUAGACCACCAAAUCAAAUUGAUAAACUUGAUGUCGCCAAAGUAUCAAUUACGAAGAAUGAUUUGGUUCUACGAGUGGCAUGCGCCGCAGUUUUCACAGUCAUCUUUAUCUUCUUUUGCCGUAAGUGCCUCUUAAUUUGGAAUUUAGCAUGUCGACGUUAAUUUUGAUUGUCCUUAGUACUUCAAAUCACCGAGGAA